Cynoglossus semilaevis (tongue sole) is the source of this 1564-nucleotide messenger RNA. Its product is annotated as protein disulfide-isomerase A3-like. Gene Ontology annotation, biological process: response to endoplasmic reticulum stress; protein folding. The coding region runs from base 512 to 1564 and encodes 350 amino acids. Gene Ontology annotation, cellular component: cell surface; endoplasmic reticulum. Gene Ontology annotation, molecular function: protein disulfide isomerase activity. NCBI's taxonomy places the organism in Eukaryota, Metazoa, Chordata, Actinopteri, Pleuronectiformes, Cynoglossidae. The transcript has 8 exons. The record is from RefSeq and is a predicted model, not a curated record.
GUUCCGAUGGCUGUGGUCGAUCGAUCCGAGAGAAAAACAAAAAACGUUCACGUCACAAUACCUGCCACCGUCCAUUGGCCAAUCAGACAAGAGGGUGCCGGUGACGUGCUCGAUCCUGGACCAGAGUCCUCACUGACAGGUGGAGAGAACGGCGCUUCGUUAAGUUUGCAGUGGUUUACGAGGUCGGUGCGGAAGUGCAGACUUACGUUAGUUUAUUAUAGAAUAAAAGAAAAAGUACACUUUACAAACGAGGGUGGAUAAUUAAUAAUACGACACAGGAGCUGAACAAAGGAGCCACGACAGUGUCGGUUUAUUGUACUAUAUAAAACUUAAAAGAUAAUAAGUAAAAGACGACUAUUUUACGAACCUUUGUUUUAUUUUGAAAAUCCAUACCGGAACCUCGCAAACCACCGCUUUUCUGCCUCAAUGAUUGAUCAGCGGACGAUCCUCCCGUCGGUGUUGUUUUAUCGUUGAUUUCUCUUCGGACGUUGACAGUCGUUUUCCGUCCAACAUGGCGGCUUCUGUCCACCUCCUUCCCGCUGUCUUUCUCUUCUCCGUUUUUCCCGCCGUGGUUUGGAGUCGCGGGGACGUGCUGGAGCUCGGGGACGCGGACUGGGACUAUCUAGCACCGGAGCAUCAAACCAUGCUGGUCAAGUUCUACGCUCCAGGGUGUGGACACUGUAAAAAACUGUCUCCAGAGUUUGAGAAAGCAGCGAGUCGACUGAAGGGGACUGUCAGGUUUGCCAAGGUGGACUGUACGUCCCAGACGGAGACCUGCAGUCGUUUUGGAAUCACAGGUUUUCCCACUCUGAAGAUUUUCAGGAACGGCAGAGACUCCGGACUCUACGACGGUCCUCGGACCACAGAUGGUAUCAGUCAGUACAUGAAGAAGCAGACCGGUCCAGACUCAGUCCAGCUCCAGACUCCUGAAGAUCUGCAGAACUUUGUCAACCACUACGACGCCAGUGUCGUGGGCGUGUUUUCAGGUGAGGAGAGUUCUGGUCUCUUGGAGUUCCUGAAAGCUGCUGCUCUACUCCGAGACCAGUUCAGGUUCGCUCACACCACAGAGCGCCACCUGGGGGAGGAGCACGGCAUCCAGGCUGAGGGUGUGUUGCUCUUCCGUCCUCCCAGACUCAGCAGCAGGUUUGAGGACAGCGUGGUGGUCUUCACAGACUACCUCACCAUCAACUCACUGCGGCGCUUCAUCAGAGAUCACAUACACGGCUUGUGUCCCCACAUGACCCUCGAGAACAAGGACCGCCUGAGGGUCCGAGACCUGCUGACGGCCUUUUACGACCUGGACUACCGUCACAACGUGAAAGUGUCCAACUAUUGGAGGAACAGGGUCAUGAAGGUGGCGUCCCAGUAUAAGACGGCAGGCCUGACCUUCUCAGUAGCCAAUAAGAAGGACUUCCUGUCUGAGCUGGAGGACGACUUUGGUCUGGGGACGUCGGACGGAGGCGAGCUGCCGUUUGUCACCAUCAGAACCAAACUGGGCCACAAGUUCACCAUGAGGGAGGAGUUCACGUACGUAGCUACGCUAACAGUACCUGAUGAUCUGUGA